This is a messenger RNA of Lemur catta (Ring-tailed lemur), 4086 nucleotides long. RefSeq lists its product as uncharacterized. The transcript is spliced from 2 exons. Lineage: Eukaryota; Metazoa; Chordata; Mammalia; Primates; Lemuridae. The coding region runs from base 146 to 1231 and encodes 361 amino acids. The record is from RefSeq and is a predicted model, not a curated record.
AAUUCAGUCCUUGGACCUGGCUUCUCAGCAGUUGUCCCUGAGAGGGAAGAAUCGGCUGGCUCCUGAGAACACACAGAGCUUCCCCACACCUUGAGAUUUGCACCUUGCUGCACAGGAGCUUUCCAGCCUUCCUUCCCAGCGUACCAUGGCCAGUACCAAUAGCAGUGCGGGCAUCCGGUGGUCCAGACAGGAGACACGAACCCUCCUCUCCAUACUAGGCGAGGCAGAGUAUAUUCAGCGCCUCCAGACUGUGCAUCAUAAUGCAGAUGUCUAUCAGGCUGUGUCUAAGCGAAUGCAGCAGGAAGGCUUCCGCCGCACCGAACGUCAGUGCCGCUCCAAGUUUAAAGUUCUGAAGGCGUUAUAUUUAAAGGCCUACGUGGCCCAUGCCACAAGUAUGGGUGACCCGCCACACUGUCCAUUUUAUGAUACGCUGGAUCAGCUUCUCCGAAAUCAGAUAGUGACUGACCCAGACAACUUAAUGGAGGAUGCUGCUUGGGCCAAGCACUGUGAUCAGACUUUAGUGGCCUCUGACACCCCAGGGGAAGAGGGAACCAGCAUUCUGAAAGCAAAAAGGACUCAGGCAGCUGAUCUUCAGCCUAUCUUGAAAACAGUUAAGGAAUCAGAUGAGGAUUGUCAGCUGAGAAUCAGUGACCGGAUACCCGAAACCAGUGACCUCGAGGACUCCUGGGAUGAAUCCCCGGGUGCAGGGUGCUCUCAAGGGACCCCCACCUACAGCAACUCCCACAACCUUUUCAGAGGUGCAGUUGCUCCCUGUCAGAGCAGCCCCAUGACCAGACUGGGUGUGUCCGGGGAGCCCAGUCCCUGCACCAGCACCAGCCGCAACACUCCUGGUGCAGCCUCCGCACCACGGCCUCCGGUCUCCUCUCCCAGAGUUGGUUUUGUUUCUGGUGGGGAUAGGCCUUUGACCAGUGAGCCGCCUCCAAGGUGGGCAAGGCGAAGAAGGCGGUCAGUGGCCAGGACCAUUGCAGCCGAGUUGGCAGAAAACAGGAGAUUGGCACGAGAACUUUCAAAGCGUGAGGAAGAAAAACUGGACAGGCUGAUUGCUAUUGGUGAGGAGGCCAGUGCUCAGCAAGACACUGCCAAUGAGCUCCGCAGGGACGCUGUCAUCGCGGUCAGACGUUUGGCGACAGCGGUGGAAGAAGCAACUGGUGCUUUUCAGCUAGGCCUUGAAAAAUUGCUUCAGAGGUUGAUUUCAAACACCAAAAGCUAGGAACUGAUUAUAAGAGUUUAUUUCCUAAACUGGUAGAAGUCUAGUUCCAAUACUUGCUUUCUAGGACCCUGGCUCCUUUUCUGUGUCCUCAGAGAAAAAAGAGUGGAUGAACCAUUAAUAUGCAGAGUAGUAGGAAUGUACUUUCUAGUACCUUUCCCCAAGAUUCUCCACUAACUAAGAACUUUCAGAAAUGCGAGGGGUAGCCUAAUAAAUAGAAAAUGGAUGGAGCCAAGUCCAAGAGAGCUAGUUCGACCUGGCUUUGUCUCUGAUGUAAGGCAAUUUAGUUUACCUCUCUACAACAGUUUUCCUCAUUGUAAAAUGGGGUUGAUAUUAACUCCUGCCCUGCCUACCUCACAGGGUUGUUGUGAGGGUCAAAUGGCUAAUAGAUGUGAAAGAGUUUAAAAGUACUGUACACAUUUAAGUUAUUAAUGCGUAUGACCUGGGCUGCAGUAAGGCUAGGGUGAGGCAUGUUAGUUUACGAGAUACAGAAGUAUGUCUGUGUACCAUGACUUCAUUGCUUGAAUCUUUUUUCACUAGUUUAACUUGACUGCUUCAUGGAGUUUGGAAUCUUAAUUUUUUAAACCCCUCUGUGGCUCAUCAGGCUAGGAUCAGCACAACAUGUAUUUGUACCUUUUAUCUUGUACAUUGUCACUGCUGUGUCUCUGACAUACCUACUAGUAAGCAGUCAGACCAUCUUUCCCUCCUUCAUUUUACUAGUUCUUAGUCUCCUGUCAAUGUAAGGAUAUAAUUAAGAACUAACAGGGAGUCACAAUAGUAUGUUACGGUUCAUAUUGAUAAUUUUUGAUAUAAUUAAAUAUUGGCUAUUUUAUAAAAAAUGUAAGUAAAUGCUUCACAUUGCAUAGUAUUUGGGUCCCUUUAUGUGCCUAAGUUACAUCUUUAAAUUUUGGUUGCCAUUUGAGCAUUGUGGAAACCAUUCUGAUUAUUAUAUCAGUUUCCAAUCUUUUAGCUAAUUUCAUUCUCUUCUGCUAGCUUUUUUUUGCCUAGUAUGUUACAGAGGGAAAGCCCUAGAAAACUUCCCUUCUAAGGAACUUUCCAAGGUUACUUUUUCUCAAGUGUUGCAGACAAAAGUUCAUGCAGUUAAUGGCGUAUGGUAGAAGAGAACAGCUUUAUUUCCCCUUUAGCUUUGGAGACACUACAGGGUGGUGUGGAUAAAGACUGCCUGGAAUAGAGGACUCCUUUUAAGCACAAACCCUCAACAAAUGCACCACUCACAUCCCUUCCCUGACUUCUUUGGAAGAGAUGAAGGUGAUAUGCCAAACUUCCACUUUACUUUAGAAGGGAAGCCAGUACUGGCCACAUUAAACUAACGUAAAGCUUCUAGUGGUUUUCUUAGUACUUUCAGGAACUACUACAAAUAGGAAUCUUUGGGAUUUAUAAAGCUUCCUUACAGUCUAGAAGCUGGGGGCAGGGGAAGUAGGCAUGUUGGGAGAGAUGAGGUUUUUGUAUUUUGCAGGCACGGGUGCUUAGCUAAAUGCUGGAAGUGCAGAUGGGUGGAGAAGUGGUCAAAACAACAGUGGGACCGUGCCCAGAACCAUGAAUAGAGGGCAGGCAGGCAGGCACGCCGCGUGAUGAAUGUGCAGUGGCCGGGGGAGGCAGCUGGAGUGGUGGAGUAUGCUGGUAUCUAGUUAGAACACCUGGAUCCCAAACCUUUGCAGUUUGUUUGAUCGGGCAAAUCCCUUGCCCUUUGCAUGCCUCGGUGUCUUCAUCUCUAAAUUGAGGGACUUGUACUAGGUGACUUUUUUCUAGUACCUUCCAGUUCUAAAAAUCUUUUAAAUAGCAUAAUUUAAAAAAAGGCAAAGUGGAAGUGAAUUUAAUUGUAAUACUUUCAGUCAUAGCAGCAUAUUAAUGUAUGUUUGAAAUACUGGUAACAGUUGUAAGGUAGCAUUCUAUGGUACUAGUGUUUAUUAAUAUGAACUUCUAAGCACCACACCGGACAUACAGAUUCCUUGCUUCUUUUAAAAGGGCAUAUAUUAUAGCGUUGAAAUGGGUCCAGAUACAUACAUUGUCUCAAUUGUCUUAGGUCGUGCUAUGGAAGGGUAUGUGUCGCUUAUAACUGGAUAAUACUAUUGUAGAUAGGCAGAUUUUUCUGGAAAAACAGGGAAGUACUUGAAGGAGAGUUAGACCUGCACUAUAUAAACCUAAUAAUGGUAAGAAAGUACUUAGGCAGGAAUUUCUUGGAGAUGAGCGAAGUGCUGAAGAGUAGAAGUGGAGUUAAAGUUUGGAGGUAGUAUUGUGAAAAUCUCAUGGGUAAAGUGACCUGAACAUGGAAAUAAAACUCAAAGGGAAGGUCCUGAAGAAGCAGGCAGAAAAAUAUGCUACAAAUACUAAGGGGAGGGAAGUUGCAAUACUGGGAGACAGCAUGCAAGAAAGCAAGCCAGGAAUCUGCUCAUGCGCUAGGCCCAGCCAUUACACCUGUACCUCCUUGGACAGCCUUUCCACCAUUCUAUAACUCAGGUUCCUUGUCUAUAAAGUAGAAAACUCAUAAUCAUUCUACCUACCUCACAGGGGUGUUGUGAGGAUCAAAGGAACAGAUGAAUGUGAGGGUGCUUUUAGAUGUGUAAAGUGCUGUCAUGUAACGGUAGUAGGGAAGGAGACCCUAGAGCACGUGAGUGCUGUCUGCUGACCCAGCGGGGUGCUGACUGUAAGGGAUGCCUGGGAAGGGGGAGGAAGAGAAAAUAGCAUUGCUGAUAACGCUUGUAAUACAGCAGUAGGAUUAACUCUGCCUCCCAAAGACCAUGAUGUAAAUGCGGUGCUGUGUAUACCAACCCUCGAUCACCUUUGUUUUAUGUUCAGUAAUUUAAUCCUGGUGUGGACAAAUAAAGUUUUUACUUGUA